UCUGAAAGCUUAAUGUUUGUUUAGGUAUUAGUUUUCUUACAGAAACAAAUCAGUCUUUUGAAAUUUGCAUUAAUAUUAUAGUAAUUGUUGUGUACAAUGACGUCAGAAAAGGAUCCGCUCGUAAGUGAGAGAUCAGGAACUGUGCGCGAAGUAGGAAACCACACAAUAUGGAGCUUAUCGUCGUGUAAACCAGGUUUUGGAAUUGAUCAGCUGCGUGAUGAUUGUAUGGAUACAUAUUGGCAAUCAGAUGGCCAGUUACCUCACCUUGUCAAUAUACAGUUUCAAAGGAAAACUAUGGUCUCACAUAUUUACAUCUAUACUGACUAUAAACUUGAUGAAAGUUACACACCCAGUAGAAUUUCUAUUAGGGCUGGGACACAUUUUAAUGAUCUACAGGAAAUUGAAGUGAUUGAAUUAAUUGAACCAAGUGGAUGGGAAAUGAUACCAAUCAAAGAUAUUCAUGAUCGGCCUAUUAGAACAUACAUGAUCCAAAUAGCAGUGUUAAGUAACCAUCAAAAUGGAAGAGACACACAUAUGAGACAAAUAAAAAUUCAUUCGCCUUGUGAACCAACAUCAUUUGAUAUUAACAAAUUUAGGAAUUUUUCUACUGUAGAGUUUCAGCAAUAUGCCACUAUUCGAUAAUAUAUUAAUUUUUAUUUUAAUUACGAUUUUUUAACAUUACUUUAUAUAAUAUUAAGAAACAACUAUUAUUAAUUGAGAAAUAAAAUAU
Messenger RNA from Nymphalis io (European peacock), 730 nucleotides. It is a transcript of the gene APC10, whose product is annotated as anaphase-promoting complex subunit 10. The transcript is spliced from 3 exons. Gene Ontology annotation, cellular component: anaphase-promoting complex. The record is from RefSeq and is a predicted model, not a curated record. Gene Ontology annotation, biological process: protein K11-linked ubiquitination; anaphase-promoting complex-dependent catabolic process. Bases 97 to 642 code for a protein of 181 amino acids. NCBI's taxonomy places the organism in Eukaryota, Metazoa, Arthropoda, Insecta, Lepidoptera, Nymphalidae.